This is a messenger RNA of Protobothrops mucrosquamatus (brown spotted pit viper), 1545 nucleotides long. RefSeq names its product cAMP responsive element modulator (gene CREM). The record is from RefSeq and is a predicted model, not a curated record. The transcript has 8 exons. Gene Ontology annotation, biological process: regulation of transcription by RNA polymerase II. Gene Ontology annotation, molecular function: RNA polymerase II cis-regulatory region sequence-specific DNA binding; protein binding; DNA-binding transcription factor activity, RNA polymerase II-specific. NCBI's taxonomy places the organism in Eukaryota, Metazoa, Chordata, Lepidosauria, Squamata, Viperidae. Gene Ontology annotation, cellular component: ATF4-CREB1 transcription factor complex; nucleus. Bases 4 to 1011 code for a protein of 335 amino acids.
AACAUGUGGAGACAAAUGACCAUGGAAACAGUUGAACCACAAGAUGGCAGUGCAACAGACUCUAUUACAGAAAGUGAUUCUGUUAAUAUGCAACCUCCAAUCGGCCAAAAUCAGAUCUCCACUAUAGCUCAAGUUUCUGUAGCGGGAUCAACAACUGGAAGAGGAUCUCCCUCUGUAACUGUAGUGCAGUUCCCUUCUGGUCAAACUGUCCACGUACAGGGAGUGAUUCAAGCCACUCAACCAUCAGUUAUUCAGUCACCACAACUGCAAUCUGUUCAGGUAGCACCAGCUACAAAUACAGAUGAAUCUACCGAAACAGAGGUGGUAAUUGAUUCUCAGAAGCGGAGGGAGAUACUUUCAAGGAGGCCUUCGUAUCGAAAAAUUCUGAAUGAGCUUUCUUCUGAUGCACCUGGCGUUGCUAAGAUUGAAGAAGGAAAACCAGAGGAAGAAGGAGCAGCCUCUGGAAUUCCUGCCAUGGCCGUGCCAACCAGCCUUUAUCAGACUAGCACCGGGCAGUACAUUGCUAUAGCCCAAGGUGGAACAAUCCAGAUCUCUAAUCCAGCAUCUGAUGGUGUUCAAGGAUUACAAACAUUAACCAUGACAAAUUCAGGAGCUCCUCAACCUGGUGCCACAAUUGUGCAAUAUGCAGCUCAAACACCUGAUGGCACCCAACAGUUCUUUGUACCUGGGAGUCAGGUUGUUGUCCAAGCGGCUACAGGUGACAUGCCAACUUACCAAAUCCGUACUCCAACCACAGCCUUACCUCAAGGAGUCGUUAUGGCAGCUUCCCCAGGAACACUGCAUAGCCCACAGCAGCUAGCGGAAGAAGCAACACGUAAAAGAGAACUAAGGCUUAUGAAAAAUAGGGAAGCUGCAAAAGAAUGUCGACGAAGGAAGAAAGAAUAUGUGAAAUGUCUGGAGAGUCGUGUUGCAAUGUUAGAAGUUCAAAACAAGAAACUUAUAGAAGAGCUAGAAACUUUAAAAGACAUUUGCUCUUCCAAGACAGAUUAGUGUUGAUACUGAAACUGUGAACUGAGUACAGCAUGUACAAAUGCUUCUGCAGAAAAUGUCUAGUCAAAAGAAUUAUGAUUUUUCCUUUCUAUCAUUUGUAUUCUACUACACCUCUAACAUUCCUGAAACACUCUGCUGCUUUUUUUAGAUUAUUAAAUUAAACUUCACCUCACUUUUUCUCAACCAGAAAGAGUCAAAUGUUUAAGAACACAGUGUGUGUUCCAUGUUUUCAGAGGAAGUAUGUGUAAGAGCUGCUCCUCUACCUAUUGUUUGCAUUUUCUUUAUAUUAAUGUCCCACUUGCACCAUUAUUUUGAAUUGAUCAAAGAUAAUCUAACACAAUAAAAUGAAAACCACCCAAAGUAUCUCAGGAAGAUGUUAUAUAAACAUGUGCGUUGCUAUGACGUAUGUGUAUUAGAAUACUAGUUUACAAAUGAAUUUAUGGCAUAUUUUUGUAUUCAUUGCUUUGUGAAGAAAAUAUUGUAUUGCUGUCACUGAGUGCCAUGGUUGAAACUACUUUAAAUAGAACCAUGUUG